Messenger RNA from Pipistrellus nathusii (Nathusius's pipistrelle), 1656 nucleotides. The record is from the annotation of a GenBank genome assembly. Lineage: Eukaryota; Metazoa; Chordata; Mammalia; Chiroptera; Vespertilionidae.
AUGGCCAAUUCUGGAGGAGGCGCUGUCUGCAAUGGGAAUCUUUACAGUCACAAGAAGCAGGACGGCUCACAGAAUGGAAACUGCAUGAAGAAUGGCCUCUUGAAGGAAGUCCAGCAAAAUGGGAAGCCACAUUUUUAUGAGAAGCCGAUUGUUGAAUCCUUUGAGGAAGCACCUCUUCAUGUUAUGGUUUUCACUUACAUGGGAUAUGGAAUUGGAACCCUAUUUGGCUAUCUCAGAGACUUUUUGAGAAACUCGGGAAUAGAAAAAUGCAAUGCAGCUAUAGAGCGAGAAGAACAAAAAGAUUUUGUACCACUGUAUCAAAACUUUGAGAAUUUCUACACACGAAACAUUUACAUGAGAAUCAGAGACAACUGGAACCGGCCCAUUUGCAGUGCCCCAGGGCCUCUGUUUGACGUGAUGGAGAGGGUGUCGGAUGACUACAACUGGACAUUUCGCUUCACUGGAAGAAUCAUCAAAGAUGUCAUCAACAUGGGCUCCUAUAACUUCCUUGGCUUGGCAGUCAGGUACGAUGAAUCUAUGAGGACAGUGAAGGAGGUUUUAGAGGAGUAUGGCGUAGGUGUGGCCAGUACCAGACAUGAAAUGGGAACCUUGGAUAAGCAUAAAGAGUUGGAGGACCUUGUGGCUCAGUUCCUGAAGGUAGAAGCAGCCAUGGUCUUUGGGAUGGGAUUUGCAACUAACUCAAUGAAUAUUCCUGCAUUAGUUGGGAAGGGAUGCCUCAUUUUAAGUGAUGAGUUAAAUCACGCAUCUCUUGUGCUUGGGGCCCGACUCUCAGGUGCAACCAUAAGGAUCUUCAAACACAACAACAUGCAAAGCCUAGAGAAGCUCCUGAGAGAUGCUGUAAUCUAUGGCCAGCCUCGAACCCGCAGAGCUUGGAAAAAGAUCCUCAUCAUGGUGGAGGGCGUCUACAGCAUGGAAGGUUCCAUUGUGAAUCUGCCCCAGAUCGUAGCUCUAAAGAAGAAAUACAAGGCUUACCUCUACAUUGAUGAAGCUCACAGUAUUGGGUCUGUGGGCCCGACUGGCCGGGGAGUAGCGGAAUUCUUUGGAAUGGACCCUCAAGAUGUCGAUGUGCUUAUGGGCACAUUCACCAAAAGCUUUGGAGCCUCGGGAGGUUACAUAGCUGGAAGGAAGGACCUUGUGGAUUAUUUACGGGUUCACUCACACAGUGCUGUUUAUGCUACCUCCAUGAGCCCCCCGAUAGCAGAGCAAAUCAUCAGAUCAAUGAAAUUCAUCAUGGGACUGGAUGGGACCACACAAGGGUUAAAGAGAGUACGGCAACUUGCAAAAAACACAAGAUACUUCAGACAGAGACUGAACGAAAUGGGAUUCAUUAUCUAUGGCAAUGAGGAAUCUCCCGUGGUCCCCCUGCUCCUUUACAUGCCUGGUAAAGUAGCGGCCUUUGCAAGGCACCUGCUAAAAAGAAAGAUUGGGGUAGUGGUCGUUGGAUUUCCAGCUACUCCCUUAGCGGAAGCCAGGGCACGGUUCUGCGUUUCAGCAGCACAUACCCGAGAGAUGUUAGACACGGUGUUGGAAGCCCUAGAUGAGAUGGGUGAUCUCCUGAACCUGAAAUAUUCCCGGAACAAGAAGUCAGCACGCCCUGAACUCUAUGAUGAAACAAGCUUUGAACUCGAUGAUUAA